AUGAAGUUUAUCGUUUUAAUAUUAACCGUGGUGCCCAUUUAUGCCACUGGUGACAUGUUUGGUGACCUCUUGGGACAGGAACUUCACUAUGCAACUAUUGAUCACGUUCGCGAUAGAAGACAAGCCGGCAAUUACCGUACAGUGAACCAGGCACCAGCGCAGAUCCAACAGCUCCUGCACGCGCAGAACUCGCGUCCACCCAUCAUUCCAGUCCCAUCGCAGCCAGUUCCCAAACUGGGUUCAAAUCAACCGGCCCAGCCUCAGCAAGUGUCGCAGACGCAGGUCUCGCAGUACAGACCGCAAGUGACAUUCGCGUCUGGUGUCCAGCAGCCGGACUACAGAGGUAUCCCAGCGUCUAGGGGCCAGGGGCAUCCUGCGCAGGCGCCGCAGUACCGCCCUCUGCCUCAGCCCAAUUACAACGCAGCGCCACAGCCGCAGUAUCAGUCGAAGCUGCCGCCUCACAUCCAACAGUUGCUCCAAUUCCAGAGCAGUUUGGGUAACUCUAUCCCCGGAAGAUCGUAA
Molecule: messenger RNA, 522 nt
Organism: Eufriesea mexicana
Lineage: Eukaryota; Metazoa; Arthropoda; Insecta; Hymenoptera; Apidae
Product: single-stranded DNA-binding protein
Exons: 3
Coding region: 1-522 (173 amino acids)
Source: RefSeq, a predicted model, not a curated record